Messenger RNA from Talaromyces rugulosus, 534 nucleotides. RefSeq lists its product as uncharacterized. The transcript is spliced from 3 exons. Gene Ontology annotation, cellular component: cytoplasm. Lineage: Eukaryota; Fungi; Ascomycota; Eurotiomycetes; Eurotiales; Trichocomaceae. Bases 1 to 534 code for a protein of 177 amino acids. The record is from RefSeq and is a predicted model, not a curated record. Gene Ontology annotation, molecular function: calcium ion binding.
AUGAUUAUCUACAAGGACAUCAUCACCGAUGACGAGAUCAUCUCCGACACCUACAAGCUCGUGGCGGACGGCCCUGUGCUCUGGACUGCCGACUGCCGCAAGUACCUCAAGGGUGCCGAGAACAUCCAGCUCGAGGGUGCCAACCCAUCUGCCGAGGAGGGCGAAGAGGAUGGCGGCGAGGGCGAGAAGGUCAUGGUCCACGACAUUGAGGACCAGUUCCGUCUCGUCUGGCUCAAGGAUGAGGAUGGGCUAAAGCCCUCCAAGGAUGGCUUCAAGUCUCACCUCAAGUCCUACGUCAAGGCUAUCAACAACAAGCUCAAGGAAAAGGGUGCAUCUGAGGAGACCAUCAAGGAAUUCCAAGGUGGCGCUGCCGCCGCCGUCAAGAAGAUCCUUGCCAACUACGACAACUAUGAUGUUCUCAUGAACCAGUCCAUGGACGCCAACGGCAUGCACGUCCUCAUCGAUUUCCGUGAAGACGGUGUCACCCCGUACGCUACCGUCUGGAAGCACGGUCUUGUGGAGAUGAAGGUCUAA